UUGGGUGUCUAAUUGUUCCGUUUAAUGCCGACAAAUAUUUGGAGGAUUGAGUAAUAUUUUAAAAUGUCCGGUACUGUCAGUGAUCGAUUUCUGUAUUUCGCGUUUGGAAGCAACUUGUUGAAGGAAAGACUCCAAAUCUCAAAUCCCUCUGCUGAAUUUUGCGCCGUAGGACGAUUGAAGGACUAUAAGUUGAAUUUUGGCCUUUCUGAGAAAAAUGAGGGCAGAAUUUGGCACGGCGGGGUGGCAACCAUAGAGUCCUGUCCAGGUGCAGAGGUGUGGGGCGUGAUCUGGACUCUGGCAGCUGAAAACCUGACGACUUUAGACAACCAGGAGGAGGUGAGUGAAGGUGUGUAUUCUCCGCUGGAGGUCACGGUGGAGACCGAUAAAGGCCCAAUGAGGUGCAGGACCUACCAGAUGAACGACUACCACCUGUGUCCUCCGUCGCCUCAGUAUAAGCAGGUGGUGUGCUUGGGUGCAGAGCAGAACGGACUUCCAGCGGCGUACUUGCAGCAGCUGCAGGCUCUUGAAACCAACAGCUACAGCGGAGCGACGCUUCUCGACCACAUCAAGAUAGUUAGGAGUUAAAACACCAACUGUUACCAAUCAAAACCCCUCUGAAAAUCCGGUAGAAUGUUACAGCUCCACGGGGUUAACAAAACGCACCACAGAAAGCUACGGUUUGAGGCCUCGUCCUCAAGGACAAAGAUUGUGAUAAUGUACCUUUGGAGGAAGCCAUGGAACCAUUCUCAAACUUCAGUAUGCUGUGGCCGACUCUGAAAUCUGAAAGUGUUCUGUCGCAAACGCAGACAUUUAAUCAGUUUUAAAUUGACACGACAAUCAAAAUUGUCAUGCAUGUUAAACUAGAUAAAUUACUACAAUUCAGAUUCAAACUUAAAAUCUAAGAGGUUUUCCUGUAUUUUUGAAGAAUUUCUCACAGCCCACAUUUUGGGAAUCACUGGUCCAGAAGUAGCUUUGGGUCUUGUUCAGGAGUGGGGAGGUCAAAUGGAGAGUGAGAUCAAUAAGACGGAUUGUGGCUGCGUCUGAUUUCCUGCUGAAGCUGUAUCGCAGUCCUGGCGAAGAAAAUGCCAAGCCAGAGAGAGAGAGACCUUCAAUUUACACACUGAUCCCUCACCUAUGAUCAUGAACAUUUAAUUUACAUCACAAAAUGCUCCCAGACUGUCUGGGAGCAUUUUGGGCGGACAGAUUUUUAGGGGGGCACCGUUCAGUCUGCGACACCGGUUUAUUGCAGUUGAAGUUGACCUGCUGCAAAACAUACGGUAUCCAUAAAUGUGAAAAUGGGGCUUAAUUGGCAAAAAACUCAUGUCACUGUAUGCAACUUUAACUAUAUAUAUAUUAUAUAUAUAUAUAUAUAUAUAUAUAUAUAUAUAUAUAUAUCCCCUCAGAAGGUCACCCCUCUGGGCCUGUCUGCUCGAGGGUUACUUAAGAAAAACAAAACACACACAUCCCAGAGGGAGUUCUUCCGUAACAUAGUUGUCUGUACUUUCUCCAGAGGUUGGUAUGGGUAGAUGUUACCCAUCUGAAGUGAUUUGUGGUGACUUUGUUGUGAUCAGGCACUAAAUAAAUGAACCGAAGUGAACAAAGAUCAGUUUAUUAUCAAUAUAUGCUCUAAUCUGGGGAGCUGCAAAA
Molecule: messenger RNA, 1647 nt
Organism: Thalassophryne amazonica
Lineage: Eukaryota; Metazoa; Chordata; Actinopteri; Batrachoidiformes; Batrachoididae
Gene: ggcta
Product: gamma-glutamylcyclotransferase a
Exons: 4
Coding region: 64-585 (173 amino acids)
Molecular function (GO): gamma-glutamylcyclotransferase activity
Source: RefSeq, a predicted model, not a curated record